Messenger RNA from Alnus glutinosa, 321 nucleotides. RefSeq names its product non-specific lipid-transfer protein 3-like. The transcript is spliced from 2 exons. Gene Ontology annotation, biological process: lipid transport. The coding region runs from base 1 to 321 and encodes 106 amino acids. Gene Ontology annotation, molecular function: lipid binding. Gene Ontology annotation, cellular component: membrane. The record is from RefSeq and is a predicted model, not a curated record. NCBI's taxonomy places the organism in Eukaryota, Viridiplantae, Streptophyta, Magnoliopsida, Fagales, Betulaceae.
AUGGCUAGCUCUGUUGUCUUUAAGUUGACUUGCUUGGCGCUUGUAUGCACGGUGGUAAUUGCAGCCAAGGCCCAAAGAGUUGUUCCAUGCGACGAGAUAGUGUCUGUGUCCGAUACCUGUUGCGGUGGGAUAUUGUCCCUCCGGCAGCUCACUAAGACCAAAAUGGAGAGCAGGAGCAUUUGCACUUGUCUAAAGAAAUUUCUUCGUGGGUUUCCAUACACUAACGACCAUGUUCGUCUUGGUGCUGCACUGCCUGAGAAAUGUGGAGUCAACCUUCCUUACGUGAUCAGUCCCACUAUGGACUGCAACAUGUAUGAUUGA